Molecule: messenger RNA, 3963 nt
Organism: Ostrea edulis (European flat oyster)
Lineage: Eukaryota; Metazoa; Mollusca; Bivalvia; Ostreida; Ostreidae
Exons: 15
Coding region: 152-3466 (1104 amino acids)
Molecular function (GO): protein binding
Source: RefSeq, a predicted model, not a curated record
CAAUACUGAGCAUAGCGUGGAUAAAGUAUAUCGGACUGAUCAGAGGGGUUUUAAAUCUAGAUACACACCAGUAAUCUUUGCCAGGAGACCGUUUAUCAAGUUCAGUUUUUCUCUAGAAUGAUUGAUUUGACGUUGGGAGUCUACACAAGAUAUGCAGAAUAUCGGAGAAUUAGUUGUACUUAUUCUACUGUCAGUCUGUACACAGGAGACCAGGUGUCUUGGUCGUUUUUGUCCAUGGUCAAACAGAACAAUUCAGUACGUUAGUGACUGCCCAAUAACGAAAGAGGAUGUGGACAUGGCUGCCAAUAUCAAGGGUUGUGAAGCCCUGGCUAGGAAGCAGAACUGUACAACAGAUGCUUCAAAAUUCAAAUACCAUUGUGUUAUCAACGACCAGGGAAAUUCCCUUGUGGAGGUUUGCGCUCCAGUGUACUAUAUUCAUGGCUUCUGCACGGAAUUUAAUGUUCAAGGCUUAGUGAUCCAACCUCAUUUCGGAAUACCAUGUAGUAAUAUCACGCCAUGUGCAGAUCGCUACAUAUCAACAUCUGCAUAUCUUUAUCCGAAAUGCUAUGAUGUGAUCAAGAAGCGAACUACCUUUUCACUGAGGAAUGAGACAACGACAUCUCUUUAUAAUACAACUGGCCAUGUUACAACAAAUGAAAGGGUAGACAUCAUAUUGUACUUGCUGAAACCCAUUGUCAUUGUUCUGUUAGUUGCAAUCUCAGUGUUGUUUGGAUGGCUGUAUCGAAGGAAACCAGCACGGAAAUUACAAACAAAUGUGACCCAACAUGGUAGCACUGCUAAAGAAUCCACAAACCUACUACAAGAAAAGGUGAAGAAUAACAAAGAAAAAAACCUAGAAGUUGAAAUUCAUCACGAAAGGAGAAUUUCUGAAAAAUCCCUAACAGAUAAGAGCGUUGCUGUUGCACCAGGCCAGUUACUAAAACAGAUGAUUCAAGGGACAGAGAUAACGCCAUCGCAUCUCAAACAAAGUAUUCAAGAUACGGUUGCUCGGAAACGGAUUUCUAUGGACACAUUGACAGAUAUAUAUUCGUUCGCUGUACACAGGCCAUAUGAUGACUUGCGUGAAGAGAAUAUAGAGGAAUCAAUGGGAUAUUUGAGACGCUUUCGCACGUUUGAUAAAUAUUUUGCUGAAACUCACACAUAUAGGAAAGCAAAAGACUAUCUAGAGAAGUACAAUAUUGUCGUUUUAAAUGGACCACUGGGCUGCGGGAAAACUCAGAUUGCAAAUCAUUUAAUGUUUCAAACAUCUUCCCAAAAUAGAACUGUGCAUAAGAUUAGAUCAUCGGAGGAGUUUUUGUUUGCGGAUCCCAAAGUGCAAUCGCUCGUUUUUAUUGAUAAUAUAUUUUACGAUAAUAUUCUCAACUACGAUCUGGAAAAUUGGUGGAAAACCUUAGAAGACUGUUUCAAUAACUGUGCGAGACAGGAAAGAGAGGGCGUUACAACGGGACCCAUUGAUCCGUUAAAAGUCAUAAUUACUGCAAGGGAACAUGUAAUUGAAAACGCAUGUUCGUUUAUGGAAACAUCCACGCCUCUUUUCAAUGAGAAGUACAUAAUUUCUGGGGAUGAUUUUCGCUACAGCGAUGAAGAAAAAGAGUUAAUUUUUAGAAAACAAAUGGAGUAUGCAGAGAAAGAAAAACAUAUACCUCCACAUAGAAUUGACGCACAUUUUUUGAAAGAAAUCCUGAGUUCAGAGGGUCCAAUUGCAUUUCCUUUGUGCGCCCAUUUAUAUGCAUGCAAGGAAGAAUAUAAAAGACGUGGCGCAAGAUUCUUUUCAUAUCCGAUCGAAGUUCUAAAACUUCAGACUGAAUUUGAAAUAGAAAAUGAUAGGAGUUGUAAAACCAAAACAUUGUUUUUCGUUUUAUUUCUUUUGGAAUGGCAUUUGAAAAAGUAUGAUCCAUGUAGGAAACUGGAUUUGAAUAGCGAAAUUCUUUGCAGACGAUUUGUGAACUCUUAUUCAACAUAUGCUAUGCAGUAUUUCAGUCCUCUUGAUUUUAAAGGAUUGUCAACUAUUGCUCGCAAGUUAACUGGUCCUUUUUUCAUCGAAGUAGAGAAAGGUUUCAGGUUUGUUCAUGACAGCGUUUAUGAAGCAGUCGGAGAGUUUUUUUGUGAAAAGUAUUUUGAUCAAACGACACAGUGCUUUCCUUUGGAUGUUAUAGGUAAUCAGGAAUAUGCAUCUCUGACAGAGAAGCAAACACAAACACUAGCUUUGAGGUUUCUGUAUGAGGCUUUAAACCAGAAUCUAUCCAAAAUAUACACUUGUGACAUUUUUAAAAAGAAAUUAUUUGUGGAUGCUUUUUGCGAAGAAUUGUAUAGGACAGGUGAAAAUGUCGUACGUUGUUUUCUCACGUUAGGCAAUGAUAGCUCCAAUAUUAAACUCCCGUCUAUAUUUUGGACGAGUCGAUGUAAACUUCCCUAUCUGACUGAUUUGUUAUACGAGAUGAUUUUAAAAGACAGGGGAAUUGAUGCAGAAUAUCACAUGUAUCUUUCUCUUUUUGGUGAAUGUUGUACAAGAAGUGAAGAUAUACUGACUACUGUUGAUGGAUUGUUGCAUAAUGCUUUAGAAGAUAUAAAAAAACGAGUGCACAAGUUUGUCGACGAUGAAGGAAACUCUGUUUUACAUCUGAUCAUAAUGUCUGAUAGAUCGGACGCAUGUGUGGCUCAAGCUGUUAAGAAAAUAAUAGAAACCGGUUUAAGCGUUAAUUAUCGCAAUAAAAUGAAAAUAACACCAUUGAUGGUAGCAGUCAAACAUUGUGGGGCAAGAAAAGAUGUGAUACGUCAACUUUGUGAAAAGGAUCCUGAAAUUAAGUUGAGAGACAUUAAUUGUUUUUCAGUAUUCCACCAUUGCCUAAGCUCGGAAAACGAUGAUGAAAGAUGUUUAGAAUAUCUAACCAUUAUUCUCGAGAAAACGAAAAACAAAAGAAUUUUAAAUGAGAAUAACGAAAAUGGAGAAAAUGCGUUGAACAUGGCUGCUAAACAAAGUCGGUACAGUAGAAUAUCGUGUAUUCUGACUCUCAUGGGAAUUGAGGAAGUGAAGGCUACGAGAGAUUUGGAUGGAAACACACCAAUUCAUAAUGCUAUCAAACAUCUAAAGGGCAAGAACAAGAAUCCACUGCUUGCCAGACUUGAGUGCUGUGUGAGAAUCAUUCUUUUCCUUGUCUGUGGUGUUGACCCAAAUCAGAUCGCAGAUGACAAAAAAAGAGCAAUUGAUUUGUGCAAUGAUGAAUGUGUAAAAUGCAUUUUAGAAGCCCAUCCAUCCUGGAAAGGUGCAGAAAAAGUAUUCAUUACAUUAUUUAAUGAAAUUGAAUCAAAAUUUAAGCAGAAAAAAAAAAUCACGAAUCGUGUCCAAUUUCCAGCAAAUAUACCAAAUGAAUUGAAAAGUCACAUCGAAGAAGCAGUGAAAUAUCUAAGAAAUGCCGAUUUUGAAAGGACAGAAAUGAUUACUUAAUCUACUUCUGCUAUACAAUAUUUGAAAUUGACCAAAAUGUCUUUCGGAUGUGUAAAACGAUCACCAUUCUGCAUCAUGCCAAACCUUAAUACAGUACAUGUGCUGUUACGUAUAGUCAAAAUAUGUAAUCAUGAUUAGUGUAUGCUUUUCAUUCUCAUUUCUUGUGGAAAAAUAUAUAACAUUUUCUUGUGGAGAGAUUAAACAUUCCCUUUUAUAUAUAUUUGAGUUUUAUUGGUUUGAUUACAGAGCGAUUCUGUAGAGUUAAUAACUUCUAUUGAUCAUUACAUCAACCCCAAAACAAAGAAUUCGUUGCGAUGUCAAGCUAAAGUAUGAAGAUUCUAGCGACUUUAGUAUUCACUUUUUAUUAUGUGCAAUUCAUCUUAGGCUUUUUCAACAUGUUUGUAUAAUUAAUUUGUAUUGAUAUGUUUGUAUGUUCGAAAACCCCGGGUAUCACUGAUCGAAAGAACUGUGUUGAAUAAAGUAUUAUUAUUAUGUAG